Molecule: messenger RNA, 8421 nt
Organism: Closterium sp. NIES-65
Lineage: Eukaryota; Viridiplantae; Streptophyta; Zygnematophyceae; Desmidiales; Closteriaceae
Source: the annotation of a GenBank genome assembly
AUGUCGUGGGUGGGCAGGCGCAGCGCGCAGGGAAGGGCAGGGGCAGCCCCGGAGGGAGGCGGCGAACGGGGGGAGGCUGAUCUGGGGAAGGUAGAACUGGGGAAGGUAGAACUGAGGGUGGCGGAAGCGGGGCAGAGGGAUGAACUUGGGGAGACGAGUAUUUGGGAGGACCAGGAGGAUGGGCCUAGGUCGGGGGAGGAGGAGAAAGCUAAAGGCGGUGAUAAACAAGAGGAGCUGGGAGGUGGUUUAGAGGGGGCUAAGAGGUGUGGGAAGGAUGGUGAGACGGUUCGGAAUGGGGAUUUGAGUUUUGAGGUGCCUCAAAAGUCGAGGCAUGGCAAGGCUGCUGCUGAAGAGGUUCAGCAUGGGGGUUUGUAUGGUGAAACGCCAAGAGGAGCAGCAGCGGCUACAGCGCGUCGCAAGUCUGGUGGGGUGGUUGGGCACGGGGAGUUGAGCUUUGAGGAAACGCCAAUGCCCAUGCCUCAAAAGCAGACGGUUGUGCAUGGGGGGGACUUGUAUGGGGAGAUGCCAGUGCCAAGAGGUGAGGGUAAGAGGGAUGGCAAGGCUGGUAAGGCGGCCGGGCACAGGGAUUUGUAUUGCCACGGAGAUCUGUAUGGGGGACCAUCGAUAUCGCAGCUAUCAUCCCCAUCCUCCUCAUCCUCCUCCUCAGUAUCAGAGGGAGCAGCAGUGAGAACAGAAGGGGAGGCAGCAGGGAAGAAUGAGUCGGGUGCCGGUCGGAUGACAGACGACAGAGCGAUUGGCAGAGGGAUAGGGAGAGAGAGUGGCAGAGAGAGUGACAGAGAGAGUGGCAGAGACGUAGGCAGAUCAGCCCGCAGGAGUAUGAGGGGAAUCUCUACAGUCCCAGACAGCCCCAGUAGCAGGAGACGUGGGGGCGCGGUGGGCAGUGGCAGACAGUUGGGGUACGGCGGGGCUGUGGGGUCCUUCAGAGAUGUUGCCGUGCCUUCAGGCGAUAUGUGGGACGCUGUGCCGCCACACAUGCCAUUUGAGGCAAUUGAUUCGGUUCCAAGUGAUUCGGGGUACAGUCGCCGCCGCCGUGCGUCGGGCCAGUUUGACCCCUCGUCUGCAGGCGAUGCCGGUGGUGGCUCAGGUCGCUGGAAUGGUUCAGAACGGUUCAGUGGGCGUGGGGAGGAGCGUGGUGAGCCUGAGGGGCGGCAGAUGAGGCAGCAGCAGCAAAAACAGCAGCCGCAGCAGCAGCAGCAGCAGAAGCAGCAGCAAAAGCAGCAAGAGGAUAAUGAGCAGCAGAAGCAGAAGAAGCAGCAACAGCAACACGAGCAGCAGAAGAGGCAGGUAGCUAGCCCCCCGCCACUGAAACUAGCAGAGGGGGGAGGUGUGCAGGGGAGCGUGUUGGGGCGUCCGUACGUCUCUCUUCAGAGUCGCUUCGUGGUGGGCAGGCGGGAGAUAGGGCGAGGGCAGUUCGGGGUGAUCUACAAGUGUGUGCCGCGCGGUGCGCUUGGCGGGGUGGCGUUCGCGUGCAAGACCAUCAAGAAGAGGAACAUUGAGACCCUCCCAGCAGCAGAGGACAUUCAGCGGGAAGUAGAAGCACUGGAGAAAACCCUGCCCGCAGCAGAGGACAUUCGGCGAGAAGUAGAAGCACUGGAGAAAGUAAAAGGGCAUCCGGGCAUUGUAGAGCUGCACUCUGUCUUUGAGGACCCCCAAGCAGUGCACCUGGUGAUGCAGCUGUGCCGCCAUGGGGACCUCUUCGACCAUGUCAAGAUGCGCACACGCCUCCCCGAACCCACCGCUGCGUGCAUUCUGUCGCAGCUGCUGCACGCGCUGCAGCACUGCCAUGACUUGGGCGUGAUUCACCGCGAUGUGAAGCCGGAGAAUGUGCUGAUAUAUGCAAGGGGAUGGCGGCGGCGGGGACGGGGAGAAGGUUCUUGCAUGCCCUGCAUGGACCCAGUGGGAACGGCCAUGUACAUGGCGCCGGAGCUGCUGCAAGGCAGGUACGGGCCGGCAGCAGACGUGUGGAGCGCCGGCAUCGUGCUCUAUGUCAUGCUCUCCGGGGCUCUUCCUUUCUUUGCCACCAAGAACCGCACGCUGGUUGAGGCGAUAAUGCACGGGCCGGCUCGCAUGGAGGGGCCGCGGUGGGAAGGAGUGUCGGAGGGAGCGAAAGCGGUGGUGCGGAGGAUGCUUGAGAAAGAUCCAGAGGAGAGGGCAACGAUACAACAGAUUCAUGGCCCAGCGGCGCGGGAUGCGGCGCAGGAUGAGUACGCCCUGGCGGACGAUCAUCGGUCGCAGGGCGACGUCGCAGAGUGGCCGUCGGCUCUCGACCAGCUGUCGCAGCCGAACUCGUUUCGCGCGGACGACUGGGACCUGGAGCAAGGCGACAGCCGAGAUCCCGACGGCGAAAUCGGCGAGGAAGCCGGUAUUUGCGACAGCCGAAUCGGCCGCGGUGCCAGCGGGAGAAUGGGGCAGUCCGCCGGCGCGAGCAGGAGGGGGGAAGGCGGGGAUAGCAUGAUACGCGGAGAGAGAGGCGGAGAGAGGGACGAUGGGGGAUAUAGAGGCAGCGCUAGAAGCGGAAGGAGCGAGGGGGGGGCUUACGUAGUCGAGAUGGACAUGGGUAGGCAGGAGACUCUUUCGCAUGGCCUCGCGGACAUGCCGGAUGGUAACCCGGUAACCAUAGCGACUGCCAGAGGCUUGGCCGAUGGCGAUGCCGCCGCGAGAGGCGGUGAGAGUGAGAGCAGCGGCGACUCGUACCGUGACGCGGAGAGCUUCUCGUCUUCUGGCGAGUCUAGUCUUAACGAGUACGGGCAGGAGGGCGACGAAGACGAGAGUCUCAGCAGCCACGCAGGGGACGAGGAGGACGAAAUCGGGGAAGCCUAUAACGGGGCGAAGAGGAGCACGCACUGGGUUACCGCAUGGCCGGCUCUUUUCCUCGCAGGCACGGCCCUCUCCCUCACCUACGAAUCUGGGACGGCACUGGGCUAUCGCAUCUGGCCGGCGCUCUUCCUCGCAGGCACAGCCCUCUCGCUCACCUACGGCGCACUCCACGUGACCCUGCCGCGCCUGCACCUCGUCCUCUACUCCCUCGUGAUCGCCACAGACCGCACGCUCUUUGUGCUCCUCCUCGCCUUCUUCCUCAUGCGCUUCCUCCGCCGCCAGCCCACCGACCUCACCCCACUCGACCGCGUGUCCAACACCUUCCGCCUCUUCUUCUUCUCCUUCCUCAUCUCCUUCAUCUUCGAGGGCAUCGUGUCGAUCGUUCUCUCUCUUAUCGGAGCCGAGACGCCGGAAACCGCGGCCAUUACUGGGUGCUUUCGGACGCUGGCGAGCUUUUCAGGGAUUAUUCUCACGAUGCCGUUACUUAUGCAAGUGUCGGUGUGGAAACCUUUUCCAGCAGCAUCAGCAUCAACAGCAGCAGCACAAGUCCAGCCCAAUUCUCCUUCUCCACAUUCCCCAUCCCAUCCGCCCUCCCUCUCCUUCCCUUCCACACAAAUCUGGUCACGCUUCCUCUGCCACCUCCUCUCCACCCCCAAGAGCUGGGAAUUCCUUGCUCUAUUCCUCCUCAACACAGGCAUCUCGCUCCUCAUUUUCGCCCCAGGAGCCAGCCCGCUCAUCGUCUCCCUCCCCUACAUGCUCUUCCCGGGGGUCCUCUGGGCAGCGGUUAGGUUUAACCGCCACGGGUCGGGCCUCAUACUGCUGCUGGUGGUGCUGAUCGCGUGCUGCUGCACGGCGAGAGGGUGGGGCCCGCUGGUGAGGGAGAAGGCGAAUGAGACGAUUCUGCAGCUGCAGGUGUUUGUGGUGACGGUUGGAGUGGUGGGGGUGGUGGUGGCGGCGGCUGUGAGGGACACGAAUCGGCUGAGGAAGGAGCUGCGGCGGCUGAAUGCACGGUUGGAGGGGGAGGUGCAGCGGCGGACAGAGCAGAUCAGGCAGUAUAACGAGGAUCUGAAGAAGUCAAAGGAGGAGUUGGAGGAGGCGGGGAGGGCCAAGACGGAGUUCCUGGCCAACAUGAGCCAUGAGAUCCGCACGCCCAUCCACGGCUUCAUCGGCAUGACAGCCCUGGCCAUGGGCACUCUCGAGUCCCUGCGAGCUGCUGCCCGUACCAUCUUGCCCCUGUUCCUUCACCCUCGAGUCCCUCCGAGCCAUUCCCCUACCGCCCAUACCAUCCGGGAGAAGGGGCGAUGUCUGCCCAUACCAUCCGGACCCUUCCUUUUUCCUCACCUCCUCAUUCCCCUCCCAUGCCCCUCUCCCGCCCCUCCCCUUCUUCCCAACCUUCCACCCUAUCCCCCCAGCACGCCCAUCCACGGCAUCAUCGGCAUGACAGCGCUCGCCAUGGACACCCUCGAGUCCCUCCGAGCCAUCCCACUGCCGCCCAUCCCUCACCACUCCUCCUCCCACUCUGCCUCUGCCGCCGCCGCCGCUGCAGCAGCAGCGGCAUUAGCGGAGCGGAGCGAUCUAACGGUGGAGGUGCAUGAGCAUCUGACGGUGGUGGCUCAGUCGGCCGAUUGUCUGCUGAACAUCGCCAACACUGUGCUGGACCUUGCCAGGAUAGAGGCCGGACAGCUGGCUCUGGAUAAAGUCCCGUUCCGGCUGCGGGACGUGGUUGGUUCGACCAUGAGAAUGCUGCAGUCGACCAUGCGCAUGCUGCAGGUGAGUGGCUUCACGGGGAUUCACAGGUGGUGGGUUCACAGGGAUCUGCUGCUGAGCAUCGCCAACACCUUGCUGGACCUUGCAAGAAUAGAGGCGGGGCAGGCAGCUGGCGCUGGAUGCAGUGCUGUUCAGAUUGAGGGAUGUGGUGGGUGGGGUCGAGUCGACCAUGCGCAUGCUGCAGUGAGUGCUGGCGGAUCCACCACGCACAUGAUCCAUCCGUAUGGUGGUGCUGCUGGUAGUGCUGCAGGCAGUGCUGGUUUGUCGCCCACCUGCCGUUACUGCAAGAAAACGGGUCACACCAUCGAUGAAUGCUUCAAAUUGAAGAAGAAGAAAGAGCUUGAAGAAAGCUCUAAACGGGAGAAAUCCGUCUUCCAACCCUCGGUGCAUGUCUCCACCAGCUCCUAUGCUGAAGCUACUCCGACCCCCACACCCCCUCCUGCCCCAUCAACCCCUCAGUCCGUACCUGAUUCCCGGUACGUGGACAUUGCUGUCAGCACCAGCCACCACCCCAUCUUCUCCACAUGGACUCCUCUCGUCGCUGCUGUCUUCAUUCUCACCAUCCUCCUUCUCCUCCUCCUCUUCCCUUAUGGGGCUCCCUACGCAUCGGCAUUCACGGCCUCCUCAUUCAAUAUGGAGCGGACUUCGUCGUGGCUGGUGGACAGCGGCGCAUCCUCCCAUAUCUGCUCGGAUCGUUCGCUGUUUUCGUCUCUCAAGAAGUCCAACGAAGAGAUCCUUGUUCGUUUUGGUGGAGGAGAGACUUACAAGGUCUUGGGAGUCGGCACGGUGGUGGCUACUCUUCGGUCACCAACAUCGGAAACCACCAUUCAGCUUGACAACGUUCUAUUUCUCCCUUCAUCAGUUCACAAGCUGCUCUCUGUUCGUGCGCUUGGUGCUGCCGGCGUUGCCGUCUCGUUCCCCGCUGCUGGGCGCGUUGUUCUCACAUCUGAUGACGUUCCUAUUGGCGAGGGCUACACCCGCAACAAUCUGUUUUAUCUUCAACUGCAUCAUGGGAGCAGUGCUGCUCCUUCUAUCAAGCCAACUGCAUGUCCAGCCUCCACCACCACCUCCUCGUACCUCUGGCAUCGUCGUUUCGGGCAUCUCAACAUGCAGGCCUUGUCAACACUUCAUCGGCAGCAGCUGGUCACCGGUGCGAGCAGAGCAGAAGCAGCUGGCGUUCUCAUGGCAUGUGGCGGAGAAGGUACCUCUGGAUCUUAUGGAAGCAGAUGCGCGACACGGGCAUUCAGACGGUCACACUCACUCCUUCCUUCCGUUCCUCCCCAUGCCUCUCUCCCCUCUCUGCAGGUGCGCGCAGAGCAGAAGCAGCUGGGCUUUUCAUGGCACGUGGCGGAGAAGGUGCCUCUGGAGCUCAUGGGGGACCCAGGCCGGCUGCAGCAGUGCCUCAUCAACCUGGUGGGCAAUGCGAUCAAGUUCACAGAGACAGGCACUCCCGCUGGUGCUGGUGGUGUGGGUUCUCUGGCUGCAGCUGCUGCUGCUGCUGCCGCCGCAGCAGAUGCGUCACGCCGGCCCCAGUCAAGGGAAGGCGUUCUUUUGUCUGCUUCUGAUAAGAUUCCUGGAAGUUUCCUCGCGUUUCUGGGGAGGUCCUUCACCAGGAGGAGAGGAGACGGCAGGAGGGAGGAGAGGGAAGGGGAGAGGGAGGAGGAGAGGAGAGGGUGGGAGGGAGGAGAAGAGAGAGUAAGACCAGCAUCGAGUGAUGCGUAUACUCGUCGUGGUGGAGGCGGUGCUGCUGCUGCUGCACUAGGCGAUGGCUGUGGCGCAGCAGCAGCACAAUCAUCACAACUGUCACCAUCGGGAGGAGGAGCAGCAGAGGCAGCAGCAGCAGGAGUAGCAGAGGCAGAUGCUACCGCCCCCAGGCCCACCUGUCCAGACGCUAGCUCAGGCUGGCACUCCGACCCUCCCAGCCGCCCGACCUCCUCCCACCGGUCCACGCUCGGCAGGUCCGGUAGCCGCCGAGCCUCCCUCUUUGGUCCGGGUAAGAGAAGCCGACGUGGCAGCCAGGAGUUGGCUGAGCUGGGAGGUGGGGUAGGGAUAUACCAGUGUCUUGGUUACGAGGCUGGUGAUUGGUCAGAACCCUGGGCAGGGGGAGAGGGACGCACAGAUAGCGGGGAGGAAACAGGGGACUUGGGAGGGGUUUGGAGGAGUGGGAGGAGGCAGGAGAAGAGCUGGGGCCGGGGGUCGAGAAGAGGGGGAGAGGGAGGGGGGGUGUCGGCUAGAGGAAGAGGGAGUGAGGGAGUGGUGGAGUGUGGGAGUCUGUCAGAUGGGGAGUCGUUUCCUAGAGAGAGGGGUAGAGGUAGGAGUAUAGAGAGGGGUGUAGGGAGAGGUGGCGAUGUGGACAGAGACGAGGAGAGGGAUGAGGAGGACUUGCAGGUGCCUGUGUCUCGAACGCGCUCCAGUGAGACUCGCAGCAGGCGGGUUGACUUCUUAGAUGUUGGGCUGGCAGGCAGCGGGAGAAGCAGCGGCAAGUGGAGCGAAGGGGGACUGAGCAGCCGCAGGGGAGGAGCUGGGUCGCGGGCCGGCAGUGGGUUCUUCUCGCGGGCAAGAGAAGAAAGAGAGAGGGAGAGGGAUAGUGAUCACGAGUUGGGGUCGCCACACCCACAGAGAGUCCUGGAUUUUAGAGACCUAGGGGAGGCAGACGAAGCUCAUGGCAAGCCGUCCUUUCUGGGUGCCAUGCAAGCGUGCACACCCCCCAUGCUCUCCCCCAUGGCCCGCGCUCUCCCCCCACCGCAACCCACCCUCUCUCGCCAAUCCAUGCCGGCCCUCGCAUCCGCUUCCGCACCUGUUUCCGCGCCUGGCUCCGAGCCUCGCUCCGUGCCCGAGCAUGCGCUCGCCCCAGGCUCGGCUCCCGGACCUCUGGUGUCGCAACGGAGCAAUGUGUCCCAAGCGAGUGAUUAUUCCUCUGUAGUGGAGUUAAGCCGAAACAGCAGUGCACGGUCCCAUGCUAGAGGCCAGGGUUUCGGGUUUAGACCAUCUGAGGCAUCUCAAGCUCAGUCUUUGCUCUAUACCGGGUAUACUCCCCAAGGGAAGGCGUAUGCUGGGAAUUUUCCGGGUGUUCAGCCCUUGGUUUACACACCUGAAGGGACAGUGUUGGACCGGACCGAGAGUGACAACCUGGCAAGGGUGGUGGGUGCAGAGCAGUUGGAAGGGUUUGGGAGGAGUAGGAGUGUGCGGGUGCAAGAGGGGCGGGGGCAGGGAGGAGUGAGGCCGAGAGGUGGGGGGAGGUAUUUUUACUCGCAGCAGCACCAGAGGCAGCCUAGGGAGGGCCGCGGGGGGGAAGGGGGAGGCGGGGGAGGGGUAGCAGGAGGGGGAGGAGCAGGAGGAACGGGGAGAGGGGAGGAGGGGGGGAGGGGGAAGCGUGGCGCCGGUAUGAGUGUGGGAAUGAGUAUAAAGAACAUGCUGUGGGGGCAGUCAUCUAAUGUGAGCACCCAGCGGCUUGAUACUAGUGACGAGGAGGAGGAGAGGGAAGGAGAAGGGAGGCGAGGAGGAGGGAGGGAGAGGGAGGGAGAGGAGCAAGAUGAGGAGGAGGAAGGGGAGGAGGGGAGUGAGGGAGGGGGGUCGGUGUGGCUGAUGGUAGCUGUGAAGGACACGGGGAUUGGGAUCAGCCGGGAGAAGCAGGGAGAUAUUUUCCACAACUUUGUGCAGGCAGACACGUCAAGCACGAGAGUGUAUGGCGGCAUCGGGCUUGGUCUCAGCAUCGUGCAGAGUCUGGUGUACAUGAUGGGGGGCGAGAUCUGGGUGGAGAGUGAACCCAGGCGCGGCUCCGCUUUCUUCUUCACAGCUCGCCUCAAUCCUCAAUGA